ACUCUUCAUUGUUCAGCCACUUGAAACACAACCCUCCAAUGCCCGCCUUCUCCCCCUAGCAAGAUGUCUCCUCCAUCUCUUCUCUCCCAUGACAGAUACAACCCCAACGCCAAACCUAAAACAGAGACAGCGAGCCAUGCCCCCACCCCAUAACUCCACAUUCUCCAUCCACCGCUGCUUUCGAAACUCCAAUUUUCAAAAUUUGCCCCCCAAGUCUUUUCCCACAACCGCCGGCGAUAGAAGCGAAGAUGAUACACAAUCCUCCACGCCGCUCGCCGACGAUCUAUUCCGAUCUCCCCGACGCUCCGGGGGCUACACCCAAGGUGAUGCUUCCUAUCUCUCUCUCGUUCGUUUCUACUCCGAUCCCCCCAACAUUCCUGCCCUCCGUGCACUCCUCAAUCGAAUGCGCUCCGAUCGCCGUCCCUUCCCCGAACGCUUGUUUCCCCCAAUCAUCCGUGCAUUUGGCCGCGCCGGACUCCCCUUUGAAGCUCUCCACCUGUUCGACGAAAUGCUCCCCUCCUUCCAGUGCACCCCUUCCACCUUCUCCCUCAAUUCCGUCCUCUCAUCCGUCGUCUCAUCCCCAGACUCCUCCUCCCUUGCCUUCCCAUUCUUCCGCCGCGCCAUCCGCGUCCAUCACUCCCUCAACCCCAACCUUCUCACCUUCAAUCUCAUUCUUAAAUCACUCUGCUCACCCCCUUCCCCUUCCCUCCCCCUCGCCCUCCACCUCUUCCGCUCCAUCCCCCCUCGUGGCCUCCGCCCCGAUGCUUACACCUACACCACCCUCAUCGCAGCCCUCAGCCGCACCAGCCGCCUUGACGACGCCUUUGCCCUUCUCGACGAGAUGCAGCUCGAUGGCGUCGCCCCUGCAUCCGCCACCUUCAACUCUCUCCUACACGCCAUCCUCCGCACCGGCGAUCUCCGUCGUGCCGCUAAUCUCGCCCGCUAUAUGCUCCUCAAGGGCUGCCCGCCCACUCUCGCCACCUACAACACCCUCGUCCAUGGCCUCUGCCGCCAUGCCCGCCUCGAAGAAGCGCUCGCCCUCAUUGACCGUAUGGUCCUCCGCGACGGCCUCGUACCGAACGAGGUCACUUAUGGCGCUCUGGUUGACGGCCUCGUCAAGCUGGGCCGCAUUGUCGACGCCCGCAGGGUGUUCGACGUUAUGCGUGAGAGGGGAGUUCGGGCUAACGAGGCCGUGCGAUCCGACGGUACCGAAGAGGCGAUGAAUCUUUGGGCGGUGAUGAUAUCCGAUGGUGUCAAGCCCAACGAGGUCCUCUACACCGCGCUUGUUGAUGGGCUCGCUCGGCACCAGAAGGUCGCCGAGGCGGAGGACGUGAUCGCUAAAAUGACCGCGGGAGGCUGCAAUCCUAACGUGCGCACCUUCAGCGCGCUCAUGUGGGGCCAUUUCAGGUCCGGUAAUAGCCAUCAGGCGCUUGCCACGUGGACCAAGAUGGUCCGCUGUGGCUGUGAACCCAACCAAGUGAGCUACAGCAUUUUGAUCAAUGGGCUCUGUGGGGAGGGUAAGGUGAAGGAGGGUAUGAUGGUAUGGAAGAACAUGGUAAGCCGGGGUUGCACCCCCGAUGUGAUGGCCUACACGGCGAUGAUCCGAGGGCUGUGCAUAGCCGGGAAUGUGGAUGCAGGGCUCAGAUUGUUCUACGAUAUGAUGGCCCGUGGCGAUGCGGAACCGGACGCGGUGGCGUAUAAUGCACUGUUUGAUGGGUUGAUUAAGGCCGAUAGGUUAAUCCAAGCCUUUGAUUUGUUGAGUUCGAUGUUAGAGAGAGAUUGUGACCCAGAUGAGGUCACGUGCAAUAUAUUUCUGAAGGGGUUGAGGUGGGGGGAGGAGGAGAAGGGGAGGGAGUUGAUGGAAGGGAUGAUUGUGAGAAUGGUGAGGAGAGGGAGAAUUAAUGGUGCGGCUUAUAUUGUUUUAUUGAUGUGUAAGAAGUACAUGUUCCCAAGGAGUGAAAUUUGGGAGAAGAUGGUGAGUUCGUUUUGUAAUAUGAAGAAAGUGAGGGUUGUAAUUGAUAAGAUUUUUGGUAUAAUCUCAUGUAGAAAUGAUUUAUGA
Molecule: messenger RNA, 2059 nt
Organism: Phalaenopsis equestris
Lineage: Eukaryota; Viridiplantae; Streptophyta; Magnoliopsida; Asparagales; Orchidaceae
Product: pentatricopeptide repeat-containing protein At4g20090-like
Molecular function (GO): protein binding
Source: RefSeq, a predicted model, not a curated record